This is a messenger RNA of Solanum stenotomum, 468 nucleotides long. Its product is annotated as receptor-like protein 9DC3. NCBI's taxonomy places the organism in Eukaryota, Viridiplantae, Streptophyta, Magnoliopsida, Solanales, Solanaceae. Bases 1 to 468 code for a protein of 155 amino acids. Gene Ontology annotation, molecular function: protein binding. The record is from RefSeq and is a predicted model, not a curated record. The transcript has a single exon.
AUGACAAGUGUUGAUUUAUCACGCAACAGGUUCGAAGGAGAUAUUCCAAACUCCAUUGGAAGUCUGAGCUCACUUGUGUUACUCAACCUGUCUCACAACAGCUUCCGCGGUCAUAUUCCUGCAGAAAUUGCAAAGUUGCAGGCGCUCGAAGCAUUAGAUUUCUCAUGGAACAGACUCAUUGGAGAAAUUCCAGGUCUAUUGUCGAGUUUGACAUUUUUUGAGGUCUUAAACCUUUCAUACAAUCAUUUGGCUGGGCGCAUUCCUAUUGGGAAACAGUUCAAUACAUUUCCAAAUGAUUCAUGUUGUGAAAAUCCUGAUUUAUGUGGAUUUCCACUUUCAAAGGAAUGUGGAAACAAUAAUGUGUCAGAUGAGUCGCGACUUGAACAAGAUGAUGAUGAUGAUUCAUUUUUUGUGAGCGGAUUCACAUGCCAUUCACAGACAUUCAGAGGAACAUGUAUGCACUUUUGA